Molecule: messenger RNA, 1933 nt
Organism: Fundulus heteroclitus (mummichog)
Lineage: Eukaryota; Metazoa; Chordata; Actinopteri; Cyprinodontiformes; Fundulidae
Gene: nfatc2ip
Product: nuclear factor of activated T cells 2 interacting protein
Exons: 8
Coding region: 19-1119 (366 amino acids)
Biological process (GO): positive regulation of transcription by RNA polymerase II; cytokine production
Source: RefSeq, a predicted model, not a curated record
AUUUCCAGUCCUCACCAGAUGGUGGCGGUAGAGCUCCUUUAUAGUUGUUCUGCCAACUUCCACCAGAGAAGAAGAAGCAGAAGAAGAAGAAGAAUGGCGGGUCCGGCGUCCGGCACCGACCUCCAGGCGCUGACGGCUCCUUCCAAGCGACGGCGCCUCCUCAAGCCUUCGGCCAUCGUGCCCAUCCCCGUCUACUCCAGCAGGGUGAGCAGCAGCCUGCAGCUGAAGCCCGCGGCGGCGCUGUUCCCCGGCGAUGACGUCUCAGACCCAGCAGAGAGAACUCUCUGGUUCCCCGGUUCCGCUCAGAAGCCGCGGCUGCCGCUCCUGGACCUCAGCGACUCUGAUGAGGAACCAGAACCGGGUCAGCACCGAUCAGAACCCGCAGAGACGCCAGUGUGUUCCGCAGAGAACCCCCGCUGCCCGUCUCCUCCGGCGCCGGAGAGUCCGGUCCAGAAACCGUCCAGACGGGCCACGCAGAAGAUCCGGGAGAUCAACAGGAAGCUCCGAGCCGUCAGCUCUCCGGAGCCUCGGGCCCGCGGGUCCAGACGGUACCAGACCCGGCCGUCUGACCCGGACGAUGACGACGACGAUGAUGAUGUCAUCAUCCUGAGCCCGGACUCCCAGGGCGCCGUGUUCCGAUCCGACUCGCUGCACGAGAUCCCGCUGAAGAUCCGGUUCCGAACAGACGUCCACAAAGUUCUGGUGCUGCCGUCGACCCGGCUGGGAGACGCAGUGGGUCAGCUGGCCCGCACCCUGCAGGUCCCGCCUGCGCGCCUCCUGCUGCUGAAGGAGGCGCAGGAGCUGCCGACCGGCGCCACGGUGGGCGAGCUGGGCCUCGGCAUCGCUGACAUCAUAGAAUGCAUCGUGGUCUCAGGGGAGGAGGCGAACAGCAGCAAGAUCACGGUGAAGCUGCAGAGCCGAGACCGAGACUCCUCCCAGGAGUUCUCCAUCAGCCGGGAGGCGCCGCUGAGCUCCAUCUUCUCCCGGUACCUGUCCAGCCUACCUGCCGGCGCUCACAGGAAGGCCCGCUUCCAUUUUGACGGCUCCAAGGUGAAGGGCAGCCAGACGGCGGCGCAGCUGGACCUGGAGGACGGAGACAUCAUUGAAGUCUGGACCUGAGAGUGAGCGGCGGCGCCGGUCUGGUUCUGGGAACGCGGUUCUGGGCUGAUCCAGUCACCGUUGUUAUUAUUUUAGAACGGUUCUGGUCUGUUUGGCCACAGUUUUAGUUUGGAUCAGUAAAUAAAGUUCAGAGAAAUAAAAGUUCAGGAGCGCAAAUCUUUAAAAGCUUUAGUUUUGACCUCAGCCUGAUUGGACAGCUACGGAUCAAACUGGCCAAUCAGAGCAGAGAUCACCUUUAAAUUGGCAUCCUCGGGUUCUCCGCCAUAUUGGUUCCUUAUUAGGGUAGCAGGCAGAACCCUCAGCUCCUGGGUGUCUGAUCCGGGCUCCAGCAUCUUGUGACAGACCGGCUCUGCAGGUGAAGCCAGGUGGGUCAGCAUCCAGGUGAACUCUUCAUCAUCAGCAGACGCGUUCUGAUUGGAAGACGCUCCAGAUCAUCACCGUGUUUCCAGCUUCAUCUCCAGGUGAAUCCCACCUGGAAUCGAGCUUCCACUAGAACCUUAGUCCCGCUCCUCUGGUUCCCCUAACGCUGUUCUGGACGUAGCAUAAUUUAUAAAAAAAAUAUUCAGACCCGUUGAAUGUUUUAUUAAUUAACUGAUUCCAUUCAUUUUCCCCUGAUAAAAGAUGUAACUGAUUUUUUGAGAUAUAUUUAACAAAGCCGCGAUGUUUAAUUGUAAUAUUAGAAUUUUAAGGUCAAGACUAAAACCUUGAAGAGUUAUGUUUAUAUGUAUUUAACUUUUUCUCACUGAAUCUGUUUUUCCAGGGUUUGUAUUUUGUCGUCUUGGCUUGUGAAUAAAAUUUCUGCUGCCAUAUCUUU